Messenger RNA from Saprolegnia parasitica CBS 223.65, 5022 nucleotides. RefSeq lists its product as hypothetical. The transcript has a single exon. NCBI's taxonomy places the organism in Eukaryota, Oomycota, Saprolegniomycetes, Saprolegniales, Saprolegniaceae. The record is from RefSeq and is a predicted model, not a curated record. Bases 1 to 5022 code for a protein of 1673 amino acids.
AUGCAGCGCAAGAGCUACGCCGCGCCCGUCUCGUUCACAUCGAUCGCACCGACGUACGUUCGGCGACUCAUCUACUCGGAGCUCACGUCGGUGCCACACGCGAUUUCCAAUCUUCGGAGCACGCGGCCCGAGUGGGUCUUUCGCAUGAGCACGCAGUUUUGCUGGGUCGACUUCAACCAAACAUUCGAGGUGGCACAUACGCUCGCGCGUCAAGCGCGCUGUCGCCGUUUGUACGCCUCGAACGGGGCUGUUUACUACGAAUCCAUUCUGCGCAACGUCCAGUGGGACGCCUUUAUGAGCGUCUGGGGCGGACCCACGGGUUAUUUUACCGUGACGCUGGAAGCAACGCUGCAGUUGUCGGCCGCCGGUCGCCACUGGCUCGCGACAACAUCGACCAACACCCUCUCGAUGGCAGACGAAGUUGCGUUCUGGACGUCGUUUAACGUCACAUCCUUUGAGCUCGCGUGGCAAAACCGGUGGCAGGCGAGUAUCUCCGAGACCAUGAACGUCCAGAGUGCGCUCGGUACGCAGCAUACCGUGACACUCAAACAUUGGCCGCGUGAGAACGGACCAUGGUCGUCGUGGAUCUACAUGUGGAUUCCGUUGGACGACGUCUAUGUCCUGCAGCAAGUCGGCGCCAGUGCGAUCCGCGGUGCCACCAACUUUUACGACCCCAAAUUCUUUGCUUUCGAGUCGCACGCGGCACUGGCGAAUGUGAAUGGCACAUACGAUGGCCGUGCUGGCGUCGUACAUGCAACCCUCGGGCCGUUCUUGUCGUUUGAUACGAUUUAUGUGCCCGUGCCGGCAUCGCUGCUUGCGUUCUUCAAUGCACUGGAUGCGUAUCUGGCAAAGCAGCCACCCGGUGUUCUGUCCUUGACGACCUCCGGCGCCUUGACCCCCCGCCCCCCCGCGUGGCGCAACCAAACGCGCUUGUAUGGGGGUAGCCUCCUUUGUCUUCACAACACUGGCACGAGCUAUGUCCAAUCACCCUUUGAUUUUGACGACCCAUGUCUCUUUCCGUCGGCCUUCCGCGUCGGGUACGAUGCAUCGAUGCUCGUGUUUGCACAACUUUUGUACGGUGUGCCGUUAAGCUCCGACGCAUCCGACGUCUGCCGUCUCCAAUCGUCGAGCGCUUGCCUGCCCGCACUCAACAAGGCGUCUGCGAGCGUGACCGCGCUGUCGCCACUGCCGCCAGACCUCGUGCGCACUAUACCAGACGCGGUAGCGACCGUUAAAGCGCUUGACCUGCGCCUCAUUCAGUUUGCGAAGAGCCCCGAGUGGACGCUGCUACAGCAGCCGCUUCUGGACGACACAUCUUGGUCGGUCUAUGGCUGGCUGUGUAUCUACGAUUGGGUCAUUGGUCGCCGCGAAGUCGUGUCGUUUGAAGGCGAUGUAAGGACAUUGCACCUCAUUUCCAACCGGUACACACCCCGCGUCAUGGCGACGAGUGGUGACGGGCAAUACCUCGAGGCGACGACGAAGCUGGCGCUCUACCUCUCGGCCUACGUCAGCAUCACACUCGCUAGUGUCGGGUUGCUCACUUUUCUCUACGGCGCGACGAUUCAGUUUCAUAUCGUGGGACGGAACCUCGCCUACUUCAACGCCGUCGCCGGCGCGAGUUGGGUGGGCCGCCCGCUGCUGUUUGCCCGCGGGUCCACGGCGAUUCUCGUGCUCAGUACGUCGCCCAUGGAGCUGCUGGCGAACAGCACGACGUCGUCACAGCUUGUCUUGGUGCCGCGCCCGGUCCUCACCCGCCUCGUUCUCUGCAGCGAGGCGGCGUGGGUCGCCACGAUGCUCAAUGACAUCUUUCUCUUGAUGACACCGGCCUUGGCAUCCGUGUACGCACCCAUCGCUUCGCUACUGGCGCUGACGGCAACGUUUGCACUCGAGAGCGCGGCACCGGUCGCGACCGCUGCCAACUUCAACCGCACGUGUCGCAGCCACGACAUGGACUACGCGAUCGAGUGUGCAUCGGGCACCAUCUCUAUUGGCGAUUCGUCUCGGAUGUUCCUUCUCUACGGCGUCCAGGUCACGUCCGUUCUGAUUGCGCUUACGUUGGCCUAUGUUGGCUCCUGUCGACGGAGAAGCGCCUCGGCGCUCUCGUCGUGCCACGUCAUGGUAUCCGGCGCCGCCACCGCCUUUCUGCACCCGAUUCCGACAGUGCACUCGGACACGUGGCGCCUUGACGACGCGUCGAGUGCCAUGUGCGGUCUCGUGCCGCUGUGGUGUCGAGGCCAACGCUAUGUAUUUGAUUUGAAACUCUGGAGGGUAUUGUCGUCCUCGUCGAGCGAGACCACCGACAAGGCGGCGCUCGCAACCACCUCGGCGUCGCCGUACUUGACUUUAACGCCCAUCCGCGUCGGCUUCGAUCGCCUCUCGGUGCUCUUGGGUCUUGUCUACAUGUGCUUUUCUAUUGCUGGCAGCGUCUCGUACCUCGCGGUCUCCAACGUCACGUUGGCCAACGACAUGCUCUGGGCCGGCUUCAACCUCUCGGGGCCCCAUGCGUUUCUGGCGACGUGGAUCAACCAUCAGUUUCUGCUUGAAAACACGCACGCGCAUCUUGCCCUGGACGCGCCACACGUCAAUUGGGACGGAUCGUUCACAAGAGACCCGCCGUUCCUCCACGUGUCGCCACUGGCCGGCGCCAUGACGCAGCAACGCCUGCGAACGUCGCUCGUCGCCAUUGUGCAUGGCAUGCGCGGCCUCGACGGCUGUGACGCGCCGUGGGUCUUUGUUCCGUACUGCUUUCUCGACCUCCAACGGCAUUGGACGAUGGCGAUCUCGGACGCGCGGCAAGCGCGCUGCGACACGAUGGCAGCCAAUGGCGCCGUGUACUUGGAGCCGCUGCUUCGAAACGUGCAUCUGACGAGCUGGACGACGUGCUGGAGCGACGCGUUUGAGCUCACGAUCGGGCGUACGCUGCGCAACUCGAUCCUCGGACACAGUUGGCUCGCGACGACACUUCACGCGCGCAGCAAUCUCUCGGCGGUGCUCGAAGCGUCGUACUGGCGCGCCCACGGCAUCCAACUUUUUGAGACCCAGUGGCAAAAUUACAAGCGCGUUGGGCUUCUCAAUAGCUACGCGGUCACCAAUGCACUUGGCGUGACCUACCCGUUUACGCUCCAGUCGCUCAACGGCACGUACGGCCGCCAUUCGGCGACGACACUCAAAAUGUACUGGAGCUUUGCGAACGACCUUUUGCACGCGGUGGUCGUGAAUGCCACGUCGUCAGACGGCACGAGCUUACUGCGCUCGGAUGCAUCGUUUCUCUACACCAACACAUCGUUGGAGGCGACGCUUGUCCAAGAAGGCGUCCUCGCGUGGCCCCUCGACAACGGUUUGGACCUUGUCCGGCAGCGCCUCGGGCCCUUUGGCACUAUCGACAUGCACUUGGUUGCGUGCCCGAAAAGCCUCCUCGACACCAUUCGCAGCAUCUCGGCCAAUGUGCGUGACGCAGUCCGGCGUCAGCAGAACGUGCAAGACCUCUACUUCAACAUGACGCUUGUGGAUGCGAUUCAUGCAGUGCCGCAGUCUUGGCUCGACGCGAAACUCAUGCAGUUUGGUGCUUCGAUCCUAUGCCCGGCACAUCCACCGACGAUCAACCAACCUGUUUACGGUGGCACGCUCAUGGCGUUCACUUUGGACGGGAGCGAGUGCCCAACAGACAUCACAUCCAAGCUGUACCCGUCCGCGGACAUGCUCUUGGCAGCCGCCGUGCUUACCAACCUCUCGGCGAUGACGCAUAACACCCUCGCAGACAUCUGCGGCCACGACAGAAUCAAUGGCGCGGCCUGUUUACAGUACCUUCCUGAUACCUUGCGGGUACUGGACGCGAUUCCCCCCAUGGUGCUGCCGAACCUCAGUCAAGCGAUCGCAGACACAUGGCAGCUCGGCGUGGGUAUGGUCACCUAUGCACGACGACCGCCGUCAACGACGCUCACGCUCGAGCACGCGCGGCUUCUGAGCGAGGAGGACCCCUUUUACGCCUUUUUCGGCUGGUGUUCGCUCUUUGACUGGGCGAUCGGGCACCGGCAAGUGGUUCAGUUCCAAGGCGACAAUGGCACCCUCACGCUCCUCUCCGAGUACAUUGAGCCUGUCGCGCAGGCGACCUUGAGCUGGCAACUGCCCCAAAGCGCUGCGCGAUACGCCUACAUUGGCACGACGUACGUCACGUACUGUCUUUUGGGGCUCGCGGCCGUCACGACGGGGUACAUUCUUCGGAGCUAUGGCCACGUGGAAGGCUGGAACAUGGCCACGCUCAACUCGGUCGGUGGCAUGGUCUGGGUGGGCCGCCCGCUCUUGUUGCUGCGCAGUAUGACGGCCAUGAGCCUCCUCUCGACAAGUGCUUUGGACUUGGAUUUUGACGGGCGCAUCUCUGGCUUUACUGCGUCGCACAACCCGUGGUAUACCACUUGGCUCGCCGCGAGCGAAGUCACGUGGCUUGUCGCCGUCGUCAAUGACGUGGCCAUGGCGGUGACGCAAGCCUACACGAUCUACUACGCGACGUUCAAUUUGGCGAUCGUGUGGCUUGUCGCGGCCGUCCUCAGUAUUCAUUACCCCGUCAAACACGCGGCCUCGCUCCUUCCGACGUGCAGGAUUGAGAAACUCGACUGGCAGCUUGUGUGCGAGAGCGCGUCGCUCCAAAUCGGGCAUCCCACCCGGCUGAUCACGCUCGUCGGCACAGUCUUUAGCUGCAACGGUCUCUGCUAUCUCGCGACGCGGCUGGUGUGGUACUAUCGCCGAGCGGCAGAUCCAACGGGUGCGACCCACUCACUCCUCUUGUACGCAGGCGCCAAGUACCUCUAUACGACCGACCGAUGGCUCUACAACGGCGUCUACUACCUUGAUCGCGCCUCGGCCGUGCUCAACGGAAUCCUCACACUGCGCUGGCGAGGCGUCUUGUACGCCUGCGACAUCAAAAUGUGGCGCAUCCUCACGGUAUCCCUGCCGACGACGUGGGACGUGCCGGACGCCCACCCGCUUGCCAAAGCGUCGAAAAUGGCUAUGCCGCUUCGAUUCUGA